AUGUAUCUCCGCAAAGACAACGAACCGAUCUAUCGCGACCUUGCCGCCACAUCCUCCGGAGUCAAAGAGGAAGUGGACCCCGACCGAGAGUCUGUCAUGCGCCAGUCAAACGUCGAGACGCUCCUGAACCACCUCUCUGCCGGCCGAAUUGCCGUUGGUCACCACGGCUGUUGGAUACCAACGGAGGCUUCAACGCCCACAGACCCAUUCGGGGGGCGACACAUAUCUGAGCAGAUCAGCAUCACAGCAGGUGGUAUGACCGAGAGGUUCCAAUCCAAUCGCCUCGUCUUGAAGGUCAUUGGAUGUGAGCAUCUGAUGUGGAACAAGGAUGUGCAGGGGUCCCACUUGUGUGGGCACAGUUCGUGCGACAAUCCCUUGCACAUCGUGUGCGAGUUGCGUUGCUUCAACAUGCAACGGAUAUUGUGUCCGGGUAGCUGCCAAUCAGACGCUGGCGAUUACAUUUGCGAUCAUGGCCCAGAAGGCUUCCAAUGCUUCGGGCAUUUGAACUGCCCAAGUACCUGCGAAGUCGGCCGGAAUAUACAGCAGAAAUUGUACAAGGUUUUCGACGACGAACAGCGCCGCCUGGCGACGGAAAGAGCGAAGACGGCGAGGAAGAGAGCAGAGAAGCGUAUCGCUGAGGAGGCAGAAGAGCAACUCAAAGCCGAGCGCAAAGAGGAGGACGACCGAGUCAAGGCGGCAGCGAAGGCGGCACUGUUUGCAGCCAGGGAUGCUCAAAAACAGAAGGACAAGCCAGCCAGGAAUGCGCAACAAAAGACGAACAAGCGAACCAAGGUGGCGAAGAAGGGGGCGGACAAGGUAGCCGUGAAGAACAGGUAG
Molecule: messenger RNA, 837 nt
Organism: Alternaria hordeiaustralica
Lineage: Eukaryota; Fungi; Ascomycota; Dothideomycetes; Pleosporales; Pleosporaceae
Exons: 2
Coding region: 1-837 (278 amino acids)
Source: RefSeq, a predicted model, not a curated record